Messenger RNA from Chionomys nivalis (European snow vole), 1635 nucleotides. RefSeq names its product intestinal-type alkaline phosphatase 1-like. Gene Ontology annotation, molecular function: alkaline phosphatase activity. Gene Ontology annotation, biological process: dephosphorylation. Lineage: Eukaryota; Metazoa; Chordata; Mammalia; Rodentia; Cricetidae. The transcript is spliced from 11 exons. The record is from RefSeq and is a predicted model, not a curated record. The coding region runs from base 1 to 1635 and encodes 544 amino acids. Gene Ontology annotation, cellular component: plasma membrane.
AUGCAGCGAGACCUGGUGCUGCUAUUGUUGUUGCUGGGCCUCAAGAUACAUCUGUCCUUUGGUAUCAUCCCAGCGGAGGAGGAGAAGCCAGCCUUCUGGAACCAAAAGGCAGCCGAGGCCCUGGAUGCUGCCAAGAAGCUGCAGCCCAUUCAGACAUCAGCCAAGAACCUCAUCCUCUUCCUGGGGGACGGGAUGGGGGUGCCCACAGUGUCAGCCACCAGGAUCCUAAAGGGACAGAUGGAAGGCAAUCUAGGACCCGAGACACCCCUAGCCAUGGACCGCUUCCCCUACAUGGCUCUGUCCAAGACAUACAACGUGGACAGACAGGUUUCAGACAGUGCGGGUACAGCUACCGCCUAUCUGUGCGGGGUCAAGGCCAACUACAUGACCAUUGGAGUGAGCGCAGCGGCCCGAGUUGACCAGUGCAACACCACAUUUGGCAAUGAGGUCAUCUCGGUGAUGUACCGUGCAAAGAAAGCAGGAAAGUCUGUGGGAGUGGUGACCACCACCAGGGUGCAGCACGCCUCUCCAGCCGGCACCUACGCACACACGGUGAACCGUAAUUGGUACUCGGAUGGAGAAAUGCCUCCUUCUGCAGUUCAGGAGGGCUGCAAGGACAUCGCCACACAACUCAUUUCCAACAUAGAUAUUGAUGUGAUUCUCGGUGGAGGUCGCAAGUACAUGUUUCCCAAGGGGACACCAGACCCUGAAUACCCAGAUGACAUUAACCAAUCUGGAACAAGGCUGGAUGGAGAGAACCUAGUGGAGAAGUGGCUGAAAAAUCACCAGGGGGCCCGGUAUGUUUGGAACCACACGGAGCUCAUUCAGGCAUCCCAGGACCCAGCAGUGACUCACCUCAUGGGCCUCUUUGAGCCAACAGAUAUGAAAUAUGAUAUCAACCGAAACCCCUUACUGGACCCGUCCCUCAAGGAAAUGACAGAGGUGGCCAUGCGCAUGCUGAGCAGGAACCCAAAAGGCUUCUAUCUCUUUGUGGAAGGGGGUCGUAUUGACCAAGGCCACCAUGAGGGCACAGCUUACCUGGCGUUGACUGAGGCUGUCAUGUUUGACUCUGCCAUUGAGAGUGCCAGCCAGCUUACCAGUGAGCAGGACACGAUGAUCCUCGUCACCGCUGACCACUCCCACGUCUUCUCCUUUGGUGGCUACACACUUCGGGGGACCUCCAUCUUCGGUCUGGCCCCACAAAAUGCUCAGGAUGGCAAAACCUACACCUCCAUUCUCUAUGGCAACGGCCCCGGCUACGUGCUUAAUUCAGGCAACCGGCCCAGUGUCACCAGUGAAGAGAGUGGUGACCCCUCGUACCUGCAGCAGACGGCUGUACCCCUGUCCUCAGAGACCCACGGCGGGGAGGAUGUGGCGAUAUUCGCGCGUGGUCCGCAGGCACACCUGGUGCACGGAGUGCAGGAGCAGAGUUACAUCGCGCACGUCAUGGCCUUUGCAGGCUGCUUGGAGCCCUACACCAACUGCGGCCUGGAGGCCCCUGCUGACCAGAGCAGCACCAUCGCCCCGACCAAAGUCACAAACAGCGCAGCAGGCCAGGCCACUGCACUGUUGUCCCUGCAGCUGCUGCUUAGUGCGCUGUUGCUGCUAGUAGGGACACGCAUAGCGGCACCAUGA